UCAUCGUUCCUCAACGCAUGGUGCUGUGGUCGAAAUUCCUGAAAUGUAAGACGCUGCUUUUCAAUUGGUCGAAUUUAAAUCGCGUCCAGGAUGCACGUUCAACGUAUAAUGUCAACGGCUUUAUGGCGGGACAUCGCGUGUGUUCAUGGAAUAUUAGUUGUAGUAGAAGCUUCGAGUAGAACAGAGUAGAAAUGUUUCACGUACGUCAUAUCAUUGAAUUUCUAGUUAGAGUUCGUAUAGAUUGAUCCUGUGAACGACCCAAGUGAUUUGGAAGCGGAGUAAUCGAACAAAAGUUCUCGUGAACGUGUUACGUUGUUCACAUGACGAGAUAUUGUAAUUUCGAUAUCGUAUAAUUUGUUUAACAAAUCGAAAAUGACUACCUCGUUGUCCUUGUUAGCGAGCCACGAUGAAGUGGUUCGAUGUGCGAAUGUACUCAUUAACGGGGCUUGCGAAGAAGAAUUCUUAAAGUUUGCAAUAAAUCAAGAGGAAAUGAGACAGAAAUGGUUAGCAUCUAUACAAGAGUGCCAACGUCUUCACACUGCCUUGGAAAAGGCUCAUCAAGAAGCAGCUGAUUUAGACAGAAAAUUGAGUCAUGCCAGAAGACUCCUGGAUGAGGAGAAGAAGAGGAGACGAGCCGUCGAAGAUCAGAGGAACUCCUUGGAGAGACAAAUUGCCUUGGUCAGAGAUCUUUUAUUUAAUGACGGUGGAAGGAACUUGAAUAAUGAAACUCGUGAAAAAUUACAAUUCUUAAAUAACACUACGUUAAAUGGACGUCAUAGUAACAUACACGUAAAAGAUGUACAUCAAAAUGACAAAUUAAAUACUAUAGCGGAGCUGGACUCCACUGGCUCAAUUUUGAGCGACUUGAGUUGCUUCUCAAAGUCGGAAGAUGAUUUAGAUGUUAGUGCAAUGAUUCAACAGAGUCAAAAGAAACGUGAAUGGAAGGAGCACAGGCCAAGCGGUGAAUAUUCCACAAAGAAACGACGUAGUACAACGCAAAAAGUUGCGGAAUUAAAUACAUCUGAUAGAAUAGUAGCUACGACUACAGUAGUUAUGCCUAAGGAGGGUAAUAUCACCGCUUCUUCAGUGAUCGAAGCUAUACCCGGUGACGAGAACAUGGACCCACAGGGUCCUUUGCACAGCUCGCGUAAAAGGCGUAAGAGCGGUGAUCGAAGCAAAUCGAAAUUGGCUCCGGUCGACACGAAUGAAAUACAGAUAGAUACUGCGCCUUCUGCACCGAAAAUGGAGAUUCUCACGUCAGGAUCAGACUCUGAGGGUGUCUUUAAACCCAGCCCGAACAUAGGUGGAUACACUUUAAAUACAAAAUCUGCUAGGGGACACAGUUUCAUAGCGAAGACAGUCAUCAAACCGGAAGUUUGUUUACCUUGUGACAAGCGAAUUCGAUUCGGAAAAGUAGCUCUGAAGUGUAAAGAUUGUAGAGCCACGGCUCAUACUGAAUGCAGAGACUUGGUACCGUUGCCAUGCGUGCCCACUGGAAAUACUCCGACUUUACGCGGCUCAUCGGGGACAAUAGCGGAUUAUACCCCCAUGAUUCCACCCAUGGUCCCAUCGUUAGUCGUUCAUUGCAUCAACGAGGUAGAGUUAAGAGGAAUGGGUGAACAGGGAUUAUACAGAGUGAACGGUGGUUCGACAGAGGUAAAAGCUCUGAAAGAGAAGUUCCUCAAAGGCAAAGGAGCCCCCAAUCUCUCUGAUGUCGACAUACCUACCAUAUGUUCCACUCUGAAAGACUUCCUGAGAUCGUUGCGUGAACCGCUGAUCACUGUCGGACUGUGGGCGGACUUCGUUCGAGCCACUACCAUCACCGACAAGCAAGACGCCGACGCAGCUUUGUAUCAAGCGAUAUCCGAAUUGCCUCAGCCUAACAGAGAUACGCUCGCCUUUUUGGUCUUACAUUUGCAACGAGUAUCGAGUAGCCCCGAAUGCAAAAUGCCAAUCAGCAAUUUGGCGAAAGUUUUCGGGCCUACGCUGGUAGGAUACAGUUGUCAAAAACCUUCGCCUACCUCCCUUCUUUCGGAGACGAGUAAUCAAGUCGCUAUAGUAGAAAAUCUGCUGAAAAUUCCUUCGGAUUACUGGGCAAAUUUCGUUAAUCCUGAGAAUCUGAAUCACAUUGGCGCUCAUAAAACCGGAGAAUUGCAACACACGCCGUCCCAGGAAUCGUUACUUAAGCGCAGUGUUUCCCGCGGCUUCUUCAAUACUCCACUUACUUCUAGUCGAACGUUCAUGAGGAAAAACAAAAAAUACUUUGCGACGCCUCCCUCCAGAGGAAUUUUCUAACUAGAUUAGGUAUGUACGCUUAUAUUAAGGUACGAAUUAUUUUUACAUGAAAAUGAAUCGACCAAACGAACAUCUAUAAACGAUGAACUAUUCUCAAUGCGCAACGUGAUCUUUUCUGUUCGAAAUUUUGUAAUAUUUUAAUUGAGACGUAUCGUCUAGCGCACAAAAUGACAUUAAGAUAAUGAAAGUACAAUAUUAAAUUCGUAAAAUUAAAGUGUUAAUAAUAUAUUAUGUUAAUAUUCAUUACUAGUUCGUGUGUGUAAAAAAUGUUCUGAUAACGUAAUCUUAAUAUUAUCUUAAUUUGAGACUAUGAUACGAUUAAAUGAACAGAGCACUUUUCGUUAUUAGAUUAAUUUAGAGGUAUUCGGUUAACUAAAAAUACGAAUUAUUUUGCUUCAAUAUAAUUGUAUUUUCUUUCCGCAAAUGUA
Molecule: messenger RNA, 2723 nt
Organism: Ceratina calcarata
Lineage: Eukaryota; Metazoa; Arthropoda; Insecta; Hymenoptera; Apidae
Gene: tum
Product: Rac GTPase activating protein tumbleweed
Exons: 6
Coding region: 373-2295 (640 amino acids)
Biological process (GO): mitotic spindle midzone assembly; mitotic cytokinesis; Rho protein signal transduction
Cellular component (GO): nucleus; cleavage furrow; midbody
Molecular function (GO): GTPase activator activity
Source: RefSeq, a predicted model, not a curated record